This is a messenger RNA of Stylophora pistillata, 2796 nucleotides long. Its product is annotated as very long-chain acyl-CoA dehydrogenase, mitochondrial. NCBI's taxonomy places the organism in Eukaryota, Metazoa, Cnidaria, Anthozoa, Scleractinia, Pocilloporidae. The record is from RefSeq and is a predicted model, not a curated record. Gene Ontology annotation, molecular function: flavin adenine dinucleotide binding; fatty-acyl-CoA binding; very-long-chain fatty acyl-CoA dehydrogenase activity.
GGUGGAAACACAGUUGCUUUCCUAUCUAAAAACGUUUGGAAUUCGUUGCUAUGUCUAUUUGCAGUGAGAAAGGUAUUUAAAAGCGAAUAGAAACGAAAAAAAAAUCGCGACUAAACCGGAAAACCAGGGACUCGAUCGACGUGUAGGAGUAAGAUCGACGUCAAACAGUCAAAUAUGGGCUGGACUUUGAACGGCUUAGCAGCCGCUCGCUUGAUUGUUACGUUACUCAACAUUGCGAAAAUUGCGAAGUAAUUUAGUGAAGUUCUCUAACACUCAGUUCAGAGGAGGAAAGGGAGACUUCACGUCGGUAUUUCUGCAAUAAUGCUACGUUGUGGAUGCCGUAGUUUGUCCCAGGGUCUUUCUUACUUACCUAAAACAAGAACAAGCCAAAGUUUUCUGGAUGUCAGUCGGGUGACAGUCCUAAGUUCAAAAUAUGGAAGGAGUGAAUAUGCUACAGAUGUCAAGGCUGCUCAGUCAAAGUCAUUCGUUAUGGGUUUAUUUAAAGGUCAACUUGAUGUACAGCAGGUGUUUCCAUUUCCAGAAGUUCUUGACUCUGAACAAGAAAGCACAUUGAAAGCUUAUGUUGAUCCUGUGUCCAAGUUUUUUGAGGAGAGCAAUGACCCAGCAAAGAAUGAUGAGAUUGAAAAAGUGGCUGAUGACACUUUUGAAGGCCUGAGAGAGAUGGGUGCCUUUGGACUUCAGAUAUCCACAGAUUUGGGAGGCCUUGGACUUACCAACACACAGUAUGCCCGCCUAGUUGAGAUUGUUGGUUCCCAUGACCUGGCUGUUGGAAUUACCCUUGGAGCUCAUCAGUCCAUUGGAUUUAAGGGAAUUCUACUCUAUGGAAACAAGGAACAAAAAGAAAAGUACUUGCCCUCACUUGCAACUGCUGAUAAAGUGGCAGCAUUUUGUUUAACUGAACCAAGCAGUGGAUCAGAUGCAGGGUCUAUCAGAACACAGGCAGAGCUGAGUAAAGAUGGAAAACAUUUCAUCCUCAAUGGAGGCAAGAUAUGGAUAAGUAAUGGGGGCUUAGCAGAAAUAUUCACUGUCUUUGCCAAGACACCAAUGAAAGAUCCAAAGACUGGUGAAAUGAAAGACAAAGUGACAGCAUUUAUUGUAGAGAGAGGCUUUGGAGGGGUGUCAAGUGGUCCACCAGAGAAAAAAAUGGGUAUCAAGGCUUCUAAUACUGCUGAGGUUUAUUUUGACAAUGUCAAAGUACCAAUGGAAAAUGUACUAGGAAAUGUUGGUGAUGGGUUCAAGGUUGCUAUGCACAUUCUUAACAAUGGAAGAUUUGGAAUGGCUGCUGCUUUGUCAGGCACCAUGAAGGGACUUAUCAUGAAAGCGGCUGAUCAUGCUGGGAGCAGAGUCCAAUUUGGAAGUAAAUUGGAGAAGUUUGGAGUUAUCCAGGAGAAGCUUGCCCGGAUGGCCAUGUGCCAGUAUGUUACUGAGUCAAUGGCGUACAUGUUGAGUGCUAACAUGGAUCAAGGGGCAACAGACUUUCAACUGGAGGCCGCCAUCAGUAAAGUUUAUGCAUCGGAAGCAGCAUGGUUCGUGGCAGAUGAGUGCAUUCAGAUUCUUGGGGGAAUGGGUUACAUGAAGGAUUGUGGAGCUGAACGUGUCAUGCGUGACCUUAGAAUUUUCAGAAUAUUCGAAGGUACCAAUGACAUUUUGAGGUUGUUUGUCUCCUUGACUGGCCUUCAGGACGCUGGAAAAUACCUCCGGGAACUUCAGAAGUCCUUGACCAAUCCAGCGAAUGUUGGACUGAUUUUAUCCGAGGGAGUGAAGAGAACAAGAAGGGCUGUUGGGUUGAAGUCAGGACCUUCUUUAAUUGAACACGUUCACGCGGAUCUGGCACCUUCUGCCAAGCUGGUGAGUAGACUCGUAGAGAUCAUAUCGGUAAAAAAUACUUUUGUUUAUAUUACUGCAGAUGAGCAGUUCUUACUUAGAAGACUUGCUGAUGCUGCCAUUGAUAUUUAUGGUAUGGCAGCGGUGCUUUCCAGGGCAUCCCGAUCCCUUAACAAUAAAUUUGACUCUGCGCAACACGAGGCUAUGAUAACAACCGUUUACUGCGACGAGGCUUUUGACAGAAUAAGACAAAAUCUGGGCUCCUUACAUGACUCCAAUAAACUCUCAAACGACACCAAAAUGUCAAGAAUAGCAAUGGAUGUCAUCAAGAAUCUGAACACAGUUCCCAAUCAUCCCCUGGGGUUCUAAUAAUCCCAGGGAUAAUUUAACUGGAAUAGCACGUGGUAUACGUUUGGAUGAUGAUCUUCCUCUUAAUGGGCUGUGAUCGUGAACAAAAUGUCUUUGGAAAUGAUUUGCUAUCGCUGAGCAUGGACUCUGGAUAAUGUCACGUAAAUCUGCCGAUAACUGUCUCGCAAUUCUCUGAUAAUUGUUCAUCGAAACAACGUUGUCACGCGUCAUUUUUUAUGCAUAAACAGCAAGUUGGACUCUAUCGCUUCUGUAAACGCUUCAAGACGCGUGUACUUCCCCUAGAAAUUUAAAUGCGUAAAUUGUAGUGUAAUUCCCAGAGAGAUUUCCUCCUGCAAAAUGACAGUCAAAGCUUGAGAAGAUAUGAGUAGAAGGAAACUAAUUUUUGUUCAAGUGGUGACAGCAAACUGAAACGAGCAGGAAGAGGAAUAUAAGCCAAAAAAAUCCACGUCACCUUUCAUAGACGUAAGAUGAAGUAAAUAUUAUCUGGUCUCAGAGUAAUUAUAGGAAUGUAACGGCACACCUUUUUGACGUUAUUUAUCUGGCUGGUCCGUGUAAUAAAGUAUGUGUAGACUUGUAACCUUA